Molecule: messenger RNA, 1244 nt
Organism: Spizellomyces punctatus DAOM BR117
Lineage: Eukaryota; Fungi; Chytridiomycota; Chytridiomycetes; Spizellomycetales; Spizellomycetaceae
Exons: 3
Coding region: 44-1099 (351 amino acids)
Cellular component (GO): cytoplasm; nucleus
Molecular function (GO): heat shock protein binding
Source: RefSeq, a predicted model, not a curated record
ACUCUGUCCAAUCUGUAUUGAAAUCUAAACCAGAGCAGCACGCAUGACUCGAACAAAGACAUCAAAGACGGCACAGGGCGACGACAAUGAUAUGGACGAACCGGCAAUUGACCUGUAUGCAGAGUUUAAUAUUUCCCGAGACGCUUCAGAGGAACAAGUCAAGAAAGCAUACCGUAAACUGGCGCUGAAGUAUCACCCAGACAAACUCAGUAAGGCGAGUGAAGAAGAGAAAGCCGCCGCAACAGCAAAGUUCCAAGAGAUCGCCGUAUGGUACCAAGUUUUAUCAGAUCCUGUCAAACGCAAACACUACGACCAGACUGGGGAACUAGGUGAAUCUGACGGCUUCUUUGGAGAUAAAGGCGAUGCCACUUGGGAGGAGUUUUUUAGGCAGCUAUGGGUUGGUCUGACGAAGGAGAGUAUCGAGGAGUUUGAGAAAAAAUACAAAGGCUCUGAAGAGGAACGGCAAGAGAUAUUGGAAGCAUAUCAAUCUUCCAAAGGCGACGUUUUCUAUAUUCUGGAAACGGUCCCCCUCAUGACAUUUGACGAUCUCGAUCGCGUCCGUGAAAUCGUGACAGCGGCCAUCAGCGGUGGGGAUGUUAAAGCAUACAAAAAAUUCACCAAAAUCGACCAAAAGGAGCUUGCAAAGAGGAAAAGGGAAUCGGAAAAGGAGGCACGGGAGGCCGAGAAAUUGUGGCAAGAAAUCAAAGGGAAGUAUGAAGACAAGGAAGCAAAGGGCCCGCGAAGACGCGGAGUGGCAUCUAUAGAGGAUGAAGGAGAAGAUGGCCUUCGCAUGCUGAUACAACAACGGGGCCAGAGUCGUAUGGAUGCUUUGGUGCAGAACUUGGAAGCAAAAUAUGCCAAGAAAGCCGACACAAAGGGAAAGAAGGCUGGAAGCAAGCGAAAGAAGAGGUCAAUGGAUGACGAUGGAGAGGAGAACAAGGACGACAUUAGUUCCAAUGGUGGGCCAGAGCUGGCCGAUGAGGAUUUUGAAGCCUUCCAAAAGAAGCUUUUUAAGGAGAAGGCAAAGGUCACAACGCAGGAAUCCGGCGCCCAAAGGAAGGUUCCAACAAAAGGCACGACGAAGCGGCGAAAAGCGUAACACGGUUAAGGCCGGAACAUUGUCUUGUAUAUAGUUGUCAAAACCAAAUAUCUUUCAGGGUGUAUUAAAACGCUUCGCGCUAAAUCAUUAAAUAAUAUUUGUACAGUAAUAUGGAAAUACAUCACCAAAACUUGAACGUCUUGAC